UUCCGCCGGCGGGGCGGGCGCGGGCAGCGGGCGGUGCUGCGCAGGUGUAUUGCUUUUGAGAUGGAUGAAACCAUCUGACUUCAUUUAGACAGUUUGUUAACUACAGCAGGUGUUAUUUAUAAGUACUUCUAUUUUUAUACUGGGUGAUGGUAUUUACAUUGUGAACAAGAAGAACAUGUUUCAGGAAUAAUUCUAUGGAGUGUGCAGAAGGAAGGAUCAAAUUUUAGGUGGUUAUGAAACUGGUUUCUUUCAAAGAGUGUUCUGCAGAAAAAAAGGAUACAUGUCUCUUUGAGUUCCAUCGAGUCCGGGACUGGUUUCCUCUCUGCUGUCAGCAUGGCAUUGUCUCUUAGAACCGCACGGUCCAGCCUCUUUUGGAUGCAUUCAGUAGCAACCUGUAAGCAGGCCCAGCUGCACAAAGGAGCUGUGUAUCAUGCUUGCCAUAAAUCUACAUACUCAGUUCUCCCUGAAGACUACAACUGCAAAGUGGAACUUGCAGUGACAUCAGAUUUGAAGACAAUUGUCUGCUACCACCCUUCGCUUGAGAUUCCAUAUGAGCAUACAAAACCCAUACCACGGCCAGAUCCAGUGAAUAAUAAAGAAGAAAACCUUGAUCAAGUUUUGAAAUCUAGAUUGAAUGAAAAAGAGCUAAAGAACAAAAGAGGUCCUACAAUUGAAGAGCUCAGCAAAAUGUUUUACACAACUAAACAUCGCUGGUAUCCUGUGGGACAGUAUCACAGAAGACGCAAGAAUCCUAAUCCUCCCAAAGACCGAUAAUUAAGAUAAUUUCUUGAUCAUCAGCACUUUGCUGUUAAUCUUUAUUAGAAAUAAAAAUUACAGAAAGUGAGAUGUUUGGCUAUAACAAAACAUGCUUAACUUAAUUUGACUGUUAUUUUCUACUUCAACUAGUUGACAGAAGAAUGGCACUGAUGAGACAGAGCAUCUGUGAAGGCAGUUGUGCAUGUGCCUAGUCAGCACAUGGGCCAGUUUUAGAAUGGAGAACAGGAUGUAACAGGCCAUGGAGUGCUCUGACUAAACUUGGUCACAGCCUCAUUGUUUAUAAAGUGAAUCCAUACAAGUCUUGUGUCAAAAUGGAAAGUCUAGAAAUGGACACAUUACGGUUUGGUGGUUUGCUGGGGGUAAUAAUUUUUUUUCUUCUUUAGAAAUCUAGUAACGUAAAUACAGGUGAGCUUGAAUACUGAGGUAUUAAUAAAAGAGUGUUUAUGAAAAAUA
Molecule: messenger RNA, 1230 nt
Organism: Neopelma chrysocephalum (saffron-crested tyrant-manakin)
Lineage: Eukaryota; Metazoa; Chordata; Aves; Passeriformes; Pipridae
Gene: MRPL42
Product: mitochondrial ribosomal protein L42
Exons: 7
Coding region: 334-774 (146 amino acids)
Cellular component (GO): mitochondrial large ribosomal subunit
Source: RefSeq, a predicted model, not a curated record